UUCACUCGGCUCCGUCAUCAUAACGCGGACGGGUCGAUCGAGUCGCCACCACGCAGCGUCGUUCGUCCGCCACAUAGUUACCACCAUCGCGGUGCAUCCCUACGGCGCAGGUGAGCGAGUCCUCUGGUGCGGACGGGCCCGGCGCCAUCAUGUCUGCUCCAGCCACGGAAGGGGCCGCCGCGACGGCCCUCCGCUCGGUGCUCGCCCGGGCCCAGCAGGCGGCGGAGCGAUGCGGUCGGUCGCCGGAGCAGGUUCGAGUGGUGGCGGUCAGCAAGACGAAGCCCGUAUCCCUCAUCCGCCAGGUCUACGACGUCGGCCACCGCUGCUUCGGUGAGAAUUACGUCCAGGAGAUCGUCGAGAAGGCUCCUCAGCUUCCUUCGGACAUUGAGUGGCAUUUCAUUGGUAACUUGCAAAGCAACAAAGUGAAAUCCCUUCUUGCUGGUGUUCCAAAUCUUGAUAUGGUUGAGAGCGUAGAUGAUGAAAAGAUUGCUAAUCAUCUUGAUCGUAUGGUUGCUAGCUUGGGAAGGAAGCCUCUGAAGGUCUUGGUGCAAGUGAAUACUAGUGGAGAAGAAUCAAAAUUUGGUGUUGAUCCUUCAUAUUGUGUCCAACUGGUGAAGCAUGUGAAACUUGGGUGCCCAAACCUCAUUUUUGCUGGUCUAAUGACAAUUGGGAUGCUGGACUACUCUUCCACUCCAGAAAACUUCGAGACACUAUCAAAUUGUAGGACUGAGGUGUGUAAGGAGCUUGGGAUACCAGAAGAGCAGUGUGAGCUGUCUAUGGGAAUGUCUGCCGACUUUGAGCAAGCUAUUGAAAUGGGGAGUACAAAUGUUCGGAUUGGAUCGACGAUAUUUGGUGCAAGAGAGUACCUAAAGAAGGACAAAAGCCAGUGAGCAUUCUCUUAUACUUUCCUGACCUAAAAUUCCAUGCUUUCAACAGAUUGUUAGAUGGUUUUAUUUAUCAACUCUGAACAUGAGAACAUCAAGCACAAAACAUGUUGUAAAAGAGACUAUUAAUUUCUUCUGUAUUCGGUGUGACCUUCCUCUUUCCAGCAGAGCAAAUCUUUAGUUCA
Messenger RNA from Musa acuminata AAA Group (dessert banana), 1069 nucleotides. RefSeq lists its product as uncharacterized. The transcript has 7 exons. The record is from RefSeq and is a predicted model, not a curated record. Gene Ontology annotation, cellular component: intracellular anatomical structure. The coding region runs from base 150 to 890 and encodes 246 amino acids. Gene Ontology annotation, molecular function: pyridoxal phosphate binding. NCBI's taxonomy places the organism in Eukaryota, Viridiplantae, Streptophyta, Magnoliopsida, Zingiberales, Musaceae.